CAUAAAGCAAUUUCUAGUAUUGAUUCCUUAUCGAUAAUUCAAUUGCAAUGUGAAUUUGUCUUAUCAUAGUUUUACGAUUCUAUACGAGUUUUCGCUAAUUGACAUCACUAGUUACACUUUUUGACAGUGACAAUUUAUUGACAAUAUUGACAUGUAUUUGUUUUGAUUGCUCAUGAUUGGUCGACGAUUUCACUAAAUUUGGGCAAAAAAUUAGUUUUGAAUUAAAAUGUAUAAGAUAAAAGCAACAAAUGAAUGGUUUAUUGAUGCGCCAUGGGGUAAAAUAGCUUUGAUAUCAUGGGGCGAUCCCUCUGGCACUCCGGUUCUCCUGGUCCACGGACGUCAAGACAGCGCUGCCACCUUCAUCCCUCUGCUAGAACAUCUGCCGGACUCAUACUAUUACGUUGGCGUGGACCUACCAGGGCAUGGGCAGUCAGAUCCACUUCCUAUAGGUCCAAUGUUAACAAGGCUCCACUUUCUUGUUGCGGUUGAGUACGCGUUGAGACAUCUCAACUGGGACCAGUUUGUGUUUAUUGGACACUCCAUGGGUUGCGAACAGGGUUUAUUCUGCAACAGAAUAUAUCCCGGAAAGAUCACAAAAUUCAUCUUUCUUGAUCCGUUGCCGUCUCUGCAAAGACUUCAAAUUCACAACUAUGAGGAGUACUACAGAUCUUUUUAUAAGGAAUACUAUAGUAAAUACAAAAGAUACAACCAUGAUGACCGAGUGUACAGUAAGAGGAAGGUUCUGGAAGCAGUGAUGAGGAAUAGAGGGUUAAAUGAAAAUCAAGCGGAGUUGGUUCUGUCCAGAAAUCUUCAUUGUAUCGGAGAAGAUUUGUAUAAAUUGGCCUGGGACAAGCGGUUAAAAUUUCCAGCACCCCAAAAUUACCCUGUCGAUUAUUACAUAGACCUUUUUUCAAAAUUCCUUCCCCCCACCCUCAUAAUUUCAGCUUCAAACAGCCUGCACCUAGAUCUUAGGGAACGGAAUGAAAAAGCAUUGCUUAUAGUUAGGGAAUUACAAAAAAAUACGGAUUAUUUCUUCGUAGAAACAGUGACUGGAGGCCAUGACGUUCAUUUGACUGAUUCUGAGUCGGUGGCUAGAUGUGUUUUAGGUUUUUUGAGUAAAACAAUGAAGAAGGCUAAACUUUGAUUGACUAUAAAUACAUAUUUGUAAAAAAAUAUUACUAUUUAUGUUAUCUUCUUUCAAAAAUGUAAUGAUUCAAAAAAAAAAUUGUGUCCGUUUAAAUGAAAAUUAAAUAAUAAUUUUGUAGCAUCCUAGUUCCUACGAAUUUGAUUAAAUACUCUUUAAAAUGUUAUUUUAUAGGCAUUUUAAAUUGUUACUCUCUGAAAUUAUAAUGACAAUGUACUUACCUGCUUAAUGAAUUGUAAAGACUGAUUUAAAAAUAAGUGAAUAACAUAAAAAUAUCUUACCUACUAACUACUGACUGACCUAUCUGAUAUCAUAUUAUUGUACUAUACUUUAGGUGUAUAAAGAUUUUAAAGGUUUACGAUUUUUAUAUUAUUUAGAAUUCAAAAUUUUGAAAAAAAUUAAAAAUAUUUAUUUUAUGGUGAUUGUGAUAUUUUAUUUUAAUUGGCAUAUUGAAUGUUAUCAAAAUGUUAUGUAUACUGAAAUAAAUUCUAUUUACAAUUUAUGUUUCAUUUUAAAUAACUUUAUGUAAAAAAUAUUGUUUUUAAAUCUUCAUAAACUACUUUUCUGUAGAAAUGCGUCAAAAAUCUAUGAAAAUUUAGUUCUUGAAAGUAUCCGCUAGAGACGCUGUACAAUUUGUUAUAC
Messenger RNA from Ostrinia furnacalis (Asian corn borer), 1786 nucleotides. RefSeq names its product serine hydrolase-like protein. The record is from RefSeq and is a predicted model, not a curated record. The coding region runs from base 227 to 1144 and encodes 305 amino acids. Gene Ontology annotation, cellular component: membrane. Lineage: Eukaryota; Metazoa; Arthropoda; Insecta; Lepidoptera; Crambidae. The transcript has 5 exons.